AUGAACUCCAGGGCAGGCACACUUUCCGGAGGCCAGAAAAGAAAACUUUCUCUCGCGAUUGCUCUCAUAGGUGGAUCUGAGAUAGUAAUGCUAGAUGAGCCCACAUCAGGUAUGGAUCCUGGCGCUCGUCAUGAGACUUGGACUCUUUUGCAAGCGGAAAAGAGUCGCCGAACGAUUCUUUUGACAACACAUUUUAUGGAAGAAGCUGACUUGCUUGGAGACAGGUAUUGUUUGUCAUUAAAAACUUACAGUAGGUUAGUUGGGUUAAGGGCAAUCAUUUAA
Strongylus vulgaris is the source of this 282-nucleotide messenger RNA. The record is from the annotation of a GenBank genome assembly. NCBI's taxonomy places the organism in Eukaryota, Metazoa, Nematoda, Chromadorea, Rhabditida, Strongylidae.